AUGAAGCGAAAGAAAGAUGAUGACCCUCCGCCUCCAAAGGCAAAGCGAAACAAAGGGAAAGCAAAUGAUGAUGGUUUUCAAGAAACACCAUUACUUAGAAAAGGCAAGAACGUCCAUACUGCUUUGAAAGCUGCUAAAGAAGACACAUCUUCUCCUGGUCCCUUAAAUGCUGUCAUCAAUGAAAAUGCAUCUAUGCCUGUGGUCAACAAAGAUACGAGUGCUCAAGCUGUAUUACCUGCUCCUAUUACUUCCACUAGCUGUACUUCUACUCCCAUCAAGGCCUCUUAG
Molecule: messenger RNA, 288 nt
Organism: Rhizopus microsporus ATCC 52813
Lineage: Eukaryota; Fungi; Mucoromycota; Mucoromycetes; Mucorales; Rhizopodaceae
Exons: 3
Coding region: 1-288 (95 amino acids)
Source: RefSeq, a predicted model, not a curated record